Perca flavescens (yellow perch) is the source of this 5653-nucleotide messenger RNA. RefSeq names its product MIB E3 ubiquitin protein ligase 1 (gene mib1). Gene Ontology annotation, cellular component: cytoplasm. The record is from RefSeq and is a predicted model, not a curated record. Gene Ontology annotation, molecular function: zinc ion binding; ubiquitin-protein transferase activity; protein binding. Lineage: Eukaryota; Metazoa; Chordata; Actinopteri; Perciformes; Percidae. Gene Ontology annotation, biological process: protein ubiquitination; endocytosis; Notch signaling pathway. Bases 744 to 3872 code for a protein of 1042 amino acids. The transcript is spliced from 22 exons.
GCUCCGUCGGCUAUGACGGACUCGUGUAUACUCGUGCUUGUUUUCCAAACCUCGCAUCUUCGGGCUUUGUCGUCUACCUCCGUAGCUAGUUGUUGCUCGUCUGAGGUCUGAACGAUGAUUGACAAUAAUGGCGACGCGUUUAUUCUGAGUUGACUCCAGGGAACCAUCUCUGGUUGACGAAGGGAACAUCUUGGAUGGCUUUCAGCACCGCAAACAACAACAAUAAGGAUAAGCAACCAAGGACUACAUUUACCUCAACGAAAAGGACUUGCUAGCAAGGAGAGGUUUAUCUUGCUAGCAUUGCGAUAGCUAGCAACUCGGCUCGCUAGCUUGCUAAGUUGAAGAGGUGGCGUUCUUGCGUGUGGAGUGGAUGAGAGAGACCGACAGCCAGCCUGGUUACUGGGUACUCGUAUCUGGCUAAGCUAGCAAUGUGGCUAACUAAUAGGCUUUUGGGGUAAUUAGUUCCUCAAUCUAAAAGGCAACAUCGAGGAGGUACUGGCUUGCAUUUAACGUUAGCUUGUGGGAAUAGUUUUUGUAAGAGGAUCCAGCAGCCUUCCUAGGUAGCGAACUUAGCUACUUAGCUAGCAGACUAGCUUUGUGGAUUGUUUCCGUCUCUUUCCUGUUAGACAUUGCUCGCACUUGCAUUUGAAAACUGACCACCAGCGCAUCGAUUUCUGGCUAGCAAGGUCUGCUAGCUUGCGAACUUUUAAGAAUUAUUGUGGUAUUGUGCGUCCUUUUCGCAAAUGACUACCGGCAGGAAUAACCGAGCGAUGAUGGAAGGAGUUGGAGCGAGAGUGGUCCGCGGACCUGACUGGAAGUGGGGAAAGCAGGAUGGUGGAGAGGGACAUGUUGGCACCGUGAGGAGUUUUGAAAGUCCAGAGGAGGUGGUUGUUGUCUGGGAUAAUGGGACGGCUGCGAACUACCGUUGUUCUGGAGCUUACGACGUGAGGAUACUAGACAGUGCUCCAACAGGCAUCAAGCAUGAUGGAACCAUGUGUGACACCUGCCGUCAACAGCCCAUCAUUGGUAUUCGCUGGAAAUGUGCUGAGUGCACCAAUUACGACCUUUGCACAACAUGUUACCAUGGAGACAAGCAUCACCUGAGACACCGAUUCUACAGGAUCACCACCCCAGGCAGUGAGAGAGUACUUUUGGAGUCGCGUCGCAAGUCAAAGAAAAUCACAGCCAGAGGGAUCUUCACUGGUGGCCGGGUGGUGAGAGGAGUAGACUGGCAGUGGGAAGACCAAGAUGGAGGCAACGGAAGGAGAGGAAAGGUGACCGAGAUCCAGGACUGGAGUGCAGCCAGCCCUCACAGCGCUGCCUACGUAUUGUGGGACAAUGGGGCCAAGAACCUUUACCGAGUUGGCUUUGAGGGAAUGUCGGAUCUGAAAUGUGUCCAGGAUGCCAAAGGCGGCUCUUUUUACAGAGACCACUGUCCCGUUUUAGGUGAGCAGAAUGGCAACAGAAAUCCUGGUGGUCUCCAGAUUGGCGACCUGGUCAACAUCGACUUAGACCUGGAGAUUGUUCAGUCCCUCCAACAUGGCCACGGUGGGUGGACUGACGGAAUGUUUGAGACGCUCACCACCACCGGCACAGUAUGUGGCAUCGAUGAAGAUCACGAUAUUGUGGUUCAGUACCCCAGUGGGAACAGAUGGACAUUCAACCCAGCCGUGCUGACAAAGGCCAAUGUAGUGCGCAGUGGUGAAGUAGCAGCCGGGGCAGAGGGAGGCAGUUCCCAGUUCCUAGUGGGAGACCUGGUCCAGAUUUGCUAUGACAUCGACCGCAUCAAGCUGCUCCAAAGAGGCCAUGGAGAGUGGGCCGAGGCGAUGCUACCUACCCUUGGCAAGGUGGGCCGUGUGCAGCAGAUCUACUCUGACAGUGACCUGAAGGUCGAGGUUUGUGGAACGUCUUGGACGUACAAUCCUGCCGCUGUCACCAAGAUUGCCCCCUCUGGCUCUGCUGUCAGCAACGCCUCCGGAGAGCGUUUGUCUCAGUUGCUGAAAAAACUAUUCGAGACACAAGAGUCUGGAGACAUAAAUGAGGAGCUGGUCAAGGCAGCUGCCAAUGGUGACCUGGCCAAGGUGGAGGACAUCCUCAAGAGACCUGAUGUGGAUGUGAACGGGCAGUGUGCUGGACACACUGCUAUGCAGGCAGCCAGUCAGAAUGGUCACGUGGAUGUCCUAAAGCUGCUGCUUAAACACAGCGUGGACCUGGAAGCUGAGGACAAAGAUGGGGACCGGGCAGUGCACCACGCAGCCUUUGGUGAUGAGGGCUCUGUCAUUGAGGUGCUGCAGAGGGGCGGCGCUGACUUGAAUGCCAGGAACAAGCGAAGACAGACUCCAUUACACAUAGCUGUCAACAAGGGCCACCUGCAGGUGGUUAAAACCCUGCUUGACUUUGGCUGCCACCCCAGCCUUCAGGAUUCAGAGGGGGACACACCCCUGCACGAUGCCAUAAGCAAGAAGAGAGAUGACAUGCUGUCAGUACUGCUGGAGGCUGGUGCUGAUGUCACCAUCACCAACAAUAACGGCUUCAAUGCCUUGCAUCAUGCUGCUCUGCGAGGAAACCCCAGUGCCAUGCGUGUGCUACUAUCUAAACUGCCGAGGCCUUGGAUUGUAGACGAGAAGAAGGACGACGGUUACACCGCACUGCACCUGGCUGCCCUCAACAACCAUGUGGAGGUGGCUGAGCUGUUAGUGCACCAGGGCAAUGCCAGCUUAGACAUCCAGAACGUCAACCAGCAGACGGCAUUACACCUGGCAGUGGAGCGUCAACACACCCAGAUAGUCCGGCUGCUGGUGCGUGCAGAGGCCAAGCUUGAUGUGCAGGACAAGGACGGGGACACACCACUUCACGAGGCACUGCGUCACCACACACUGUCCCAACUGCGACAACUUCAAGAUAUGCAGGAUGUCAGCAAAGUGGAGCCCUGGGAACCCUCCAAGAACACAUUAAUCAUGGGCUUGGGCACCCAGGGGGCAGAGAAGAAGAGUGCAGCAUCCAUUGCCUGCUUCCUGGCAGCUAAUGGAGCAGACUUGACCAUUCGUAACAAGAAGGGCCAGUCCCCUCUAGACCUGUGUCCAGACCCCAGCCUCUGCAAAGCUCUGGCCAAAUGCCACAAAGAGAAGAGCAGUGGCCAGGUAGGCACCCGCAGCCCAUCUCUGAACAGCAACAUCGAGUCACUGGAGGAGUGUAUGGUGUGUUCAGACAUGAAGAGAGACACUCUGUUUGGGCCCUGCGGACACAUUGCCACCUGCUCCCUCUGCUCGCCUCGUGUCAAGAAGUGUCUCAUCUGCAAGGAUCAGGUCCAGUCAAGAACUAAGAUUGAGGAGUGCGUAGUCUGCUCUGACAAAAAAGCAGCCGUGUUGUUCCAGCCCUGUGGUCACAUGUGCGCUUGUGAGAACUGUGCCAGCCUCAUGAAGAAGUGCGUACAGUGUCGGGCUGUGGUGGAACGCCGCACCCCCUUCGUUCUCUGCUGUGGAGGGAAAGGUAUGGAGGAUGAUGCCGAUGAUGAUGAUGAUGAUGAUGAUGAUGAUGAUGAUGAUGAUGAGGACCUUACAGAGAGCUCUAACACUAUGGCAGGGGGAUCGCAGGAUCUUCUCCAACCCAACAAUCUGGCACUAAGUUGGUCCAGCGGAAACAUCCCAGCCAUGCAGAGAGACAAGGACAACACCAACGUCAACGCUGAUGUACAAAAGCUACAGCAACAGCUCCAGGACAUCAAGGAACAGACUAUGUGUCCGGUGUGUCUGGACCGGCUAAAGAACAUGAUCUUCAUGUGUGGCCAUGGCACCUGCCAGCUGUGUGGGGACCGAAUGAGCGAGUGCCCCAUCUGCCGCAAGGCCAUCGAGCGCCGCAUCCUCCUUUACUAGACCCUGGUCUAUGGUGGCUCCUUUUAGCCUCAUGGUCUUGGAUAUGAACUUAAGGGAAUUAUUUCUGGAUUUCAUCCUAAGACAGCUCUGAGCAAAUUCAGAAGUGUAGAGGAGGUGAUGUAAAGGUUGGCCUUUUACCGUUGAUGUAAAGUUCUCAUGCAUCUGUCUCAGUCAAUGCCAGCUGCAUUCAAGUUUUAUUGUAUUUGUAAAUCUUUAUGCACGUGUAUUGGUAUCAGAAGCUCCAGAUGUGGAUUUUCAUUUUAAAACCAUUUUUCACCACAGUAUGGCAAGUUUGUGACCCAUUACUGUCUGCCCCACUUAAAGGUUCAGUGAGUGUUUACGCUUCAUGUCUGUGUACAGUUUGGCUGUUGUGACCACACUGUUACCCACUGUCCUUGCAGUUGAAGACCAGAUGUUUGGCGGUUUUGCACUAGAAAAGCUGAGUCAGGGUAAAAGCUCUUUUCUGCACUGACUUUAGAGGUCCACUUCAGCUCAGUGAUAAAACACAGAUAGAGUUGUAGUUACUGCCAGGUAGCACACCACACCCAUUCUUUGUUUACUGAGCUGUACCAAGAACGUCAGCGGCGGUGUCGCAACACCCUUUUGGCUGAGAAUUCCAGAGCCGCCGUGUAGCGAUUUUAAGAAUUCAAGCACACAAACUCAUUCAGCUUCUGUCCAGUGAUCAGCUCCCGUUUUACCUGUUUGUUGUACAUGUACACACAAACCCACACGAUGCAAACACACGUGUAACAAGAGUCUCUUGUCACAACGUGAUGUUAAAUUGUUGAGACUUGGUGGUAUUGUCUGACAAAAAAUUUACAAUUCAGUGAGCAUUGCUAACUUACCAUUGAUGACUGUGCCAUUUGCUUCCAAAAAUCUACAUGUCAAAUUACUUGUAUGGGGAUAAGGUGCUCUUUAUCUUGUAUUACUUUUUAUUUUUUAUUUUUUUUUUAUUUAAGUGUAUUUCCUUUACUCUACAUUUCUUGAACUAGAGAGUACAAUCUAUUAGAACACUAAGAUGAAAAGGUAGAAUAAAUUAUUUUGUAUUGCUGCCCAAAAAAUAGGAUUUAUAGGUAUCACUGCCUUCCUAAUAUGUAGCCUCAAAAUCUCUCUAACAUUCUGCUUUGAUAUUAAUAUUAAGAUACGUUUGUGAUGUUUUUAUGUUUUGCUUUUUGUUGGCAAUAGCUUUCUAGCAAUCAUCAGUAGAAGCAUUUUUUUUCUCUGUAAGCCUAACUUGUUCAUUUGUGAAACAGAAAAAAAGACAUUUUGUUGUCAAAAGUGUCAAGUAUCUUUUCACCAGUGUUUUAUUAGGGAGGAAAGCUAAUGAUUUUUUAAGACAGAACUUGCCUUACCUCUUUUAAAAGGCAGUUGCCCAUGUGGAUACUCAGCAAGGUGGCUAGCUUGCUCUGCUGUGUGGGAAUUUGCAACCGAGUACAAGCAUUUUUGUUUUGUUUUGUUUUUGUUUUACAACAGAAAGCAACUUUUUGGAGUAGUUUCAAUUCUUUUCAUUGAUCAUGAUAACACUUUAAGCUAGAAGCACUAAAACGCUUUAUGGUAGUGUUGUCUUGUUAUGGUUGUUAUGAAAAGCCUAUUUUGUACUUUAUUUUCAAUACCUGUAACUGUCCUGUUGGAAAUGUAUCGGUAGUAUUUUCUUUGGCAUGAAUGUUUGACAUAUGCAGUACGACAUGUAUCAUGGAAACCGUUCAGUCUGUAUUGCUAAUAAGUGCUUUUAAAACAACCACAAAGCUGAAAUAAAGUUCAACAUGAACCACGGGACAUUA